Mustela lutreola (European mink) is the source of this 2087-nucleotide messenger RNA. RefSeq lists its product as uncharacterized. Gene Ontology annotation, molecular function: structural molecule activity. The coding region runs from base 708 to 1808 and encodes 366 amino acids. Gene Ontology annotation, biological process: viral process. The record is from RefSeq and is a predicted model, not a curated record. Lineage: Eukaryota; Metazoa; Chordata; Mammalia; Carnivora; Mustelidae. The transcript has 2 exons.
CUUCCUCUUGAAUAGUCAGUUUCCCCCGCCCUCUUCAUCAAUAUGUAACUUCCAACCCCUGUGAUUAAAGAAGCGUGUUCUCAAAUCAGAGGGGAAGUCCGAUUUUUGAGCCAGCUUCCUGUUUUCGUGCUUGGCAGCUUUACAACAACCCUUUUUUCUGCAAAAGCCUGGUGGUGUGGAGUGCGACUUUCCUUUGCACGCCAGCAAAUAAACUUUUCAGCCCGGUAACAAAUUCCGCAACCGCGAAGGGACUCUGAAUCCAACUGCGUUACCUUAGCCCCCAGUCGGGGGUCUGGAUUCCGAACUCCCUCCAAUCGGCAGAGUGAGCCUUCGCUGCUUUCCGGUUUUAACUUCGGGGAGAGAAACUUGUUUGGGGUUCUGAAGACAUCCUUUCGGAGAGUGAGAACGUACAGAUGACUGACUGCCGGUAAUUUUCUUCGUGUUUGACCUCAACCAAGAGGCCUUGGUUAUAUAAUGCCUCACAGCCUUGAAUAAAACUGGCACUGCUUGGCCAUCAUCCACUUGGCCCCUCCUGUCCUCAUCUCUCUGUGUCUCGCCUGGUCGAGUUGUCGCGCCGGCCGCGACAAGUGGCACCCGAACAGGGACCUGAGCACAUGCAAGUGAAAGUGCGUGUCUAGGUAAGUUGUUGCCGAUAUUCAGGUAAGAGGAGCCCGGUCUUUUCAGGGCCACAACAGGAGUAAAAUAAUAUGGGGCAGUGGCAGUCUAUGGAAAAGGUCGUCUUUAUGACUGCGUUGCAGGCCCUUAUGAAGCAAAAAGGGUCCAAGGUAUCUAAAAAGGCCUUGCAGCAGUUUUUUUGUACAGUUUCAGAAUUAUGCCCUUGGUUUCCAAAAGAAGGAACAGUAAGUCUAGAUGCAUGGCAAAAGGUGGGACAAGAAAUUAAGAAUCAAAUCAAAAUACAUGGUCCCACCGCCUGCCCUCCAAGCACCAUGCAGGUUUGGGAAGAUAUUCGGGAGGUAUUAGACCCUCAACACUCCUUCAAAUUGAUUUCGAUAGCCUCCCAAGAACCUCCAGAUAGGCCUGAAGUUCAUGAUUUGCCCAAAGUAACGGAGGACAUCGAGGAUCUGAUGGCUGAUUUACCUUUGCCAUCGGCAGAGCUUAUAGAACAGACUUCAAACUCUCGUCCUCCUCCAAGCCAUUCCAUUUGCAACAACAAAAAAUGUGAGCCACAUGCUGCUCCUCCUAGAGUCCCUCCAACACCACCCUUGAUCAAGGUUGGAGGUUAUGAAAUUGAGGAAGAUGAUGUGUAUUUGGAUGAUGACAAAGAGGUAAUCUUUUCCUCUUCGGCCCCGGCUCGCCUAAGGUCCUUUUCGCAGCAAGACAUACAUGGUAAAAUUCCCACCUCUCGAAAACUGCGUCCUGUGCUGGGAACAACAUCAAGUGGCACUCAAACAUUCACUGUUAAUCAUACAGAGACACAGACCUACGGUUCUGUCCCUGCAAAGCCCAAUUCCCAGAUCGGUUAUUCAAUCAUGCAACAUGAAAAUGGGCAACGGAGAUACGCAGAUCUUAAUUUUAAAAUUUUAAAAGAAAUUAAGACAGCCACUGCUCAAUAUGGCCCCACCGCCCCAUAUACUCUUUAUUUACUGGACAGUGUUGGUCAGGUUGCUCUCUGUCCAGAUGAUUGGAGAGUCAUAGCUAAGGCCUGUCUGUCCGGUGGAGAUUAUCUACUCUGGAAAACUGAGUUUUAUGAGAGAGCAAAUGAGAUGGCGGUUUACAACCACAGAACAAAUAUUCCGGUCUCAUAUGAAAUGUUGAUAGGAAUGGAAGCCUAUGCUGAGGUCAAAUAGACUAUCCUGAAAUCGCUUACAAUCAAAUUGGACAAUGUGCCUUAAAGGCUUGGAAAAGACUUCCCUCCUCCGGAACUAGAACUGUGGAGCUUUCCAAAAUCCGUCAGGGACCGGAUGAACCUUACCAGGAUUUCGUAGCCAGACUCUUAAAGGAAGUGGGUCGCAUCGUGGAUGAUGGGGAGGCCAGACCAUUAUUGUUAAACAUCUUGCUUUUGAAAAUGCGAAUUCUUUCUGUCAGGUGGCUAUACGCCCAAGGAAAAAUAAAGGAACUUUGGAGGA